AUGGAGCUGGGCGGGGCGCUCACCAUCUUUCUGGCUCUCUGCCUCUCCUGCCUGCUCAUCAUGAUUGCCUGGAAAAAAGUCACCAAGGCAGGGAAGCUGCCCCCGGGCCCAACUCCGAUUCCUUUCCUGGGGAACCUGCUGCAGGUGCGCACCGAUGCUACCUUCCAGUCCUUCAUGAAGCUCAGGGAGAAGUACGGCCCCGUGUUCACCGUGUACAUGGGUCCCCGGCCCGUGGUGAUUCUAUGCGGACAUGAAGCGGUAAAGGAAGCCCUCGUGGACCGAGCGGAUGAGUUCAGUGGCCGUGGAGAACUGGCUUCCAUAGAGCGAAAUUUUCAAGGCCACGGUGUAGCCCUGGCCAACGGAGAACGCUGGAGGAUCCUGCGUCGCUUCUCCUUGACCAUCCUCCGGGACUUCGGGAUGGGCAAACGCAGCAUUGAGGAGCGGAUCCAGGAGGAGGCUGGCUACCUGCUGGAGGAGUUCCGCAAGACCAAAGGCGCCCCCAUCGAUCCCACCUUCUUCCUGAGCCGCACGGUCUCCAACGUCAUCAGCUCCGUGGUCUUCGGCAGCCGCUUCGACUACCAGGACGAGCAGUUCCUGAAGCUGCUGCGGAUGAUUAAUGAGAGUUUCAUCGAGAUGAGCACGCCCUGGGCACAGCUGUACGACAUGUACUCUGGAAUCAUGCAGUACUUACCAGGAAGACACAAUCGCAUCUACUACUUGAUAGAGGAGCUCAAGGACUUCAUCGCGUCCAGAGUCAAGGUCAACGAAGCAUCCUUUGACCCUCAGAAUCCUCGGGAUUUCAUUGACUGCUUCCUCAUCAAGAUGCACCAGGAUCAAAAUAACCCCAACACGGAGUUCAACCUCAAGAACUUGGUGCUCACCACGCUCAACCUCUUCUUUGCGGGCACGGAGACAGUGAGCUCCACCCUCCGCUAUGGGUUCCUGCUGCUCAUGAAGCACCCUGAGGUGGAAGCCAAGAUCUACGAAGAGAUCCAUCGGGUGAUUGGACCGCACCGGAUCCCCAGCGUGGACGACCGGGUCAAGAUGCCCUUCACCGACGCCGUGAUCCAUGAGAUACAGAGGCUGACGGACAUUGUGCCUAUGGGCGUCCCUCACAACGUCAUUCGGGACACUCACUUUCGAGGCUACCUCCUACCCAAGGGCACAGACGUAUUUCCCCUGCUGGGCUCCGUCCUCAAAGACCCCAAGUACUUCCGCCAUCCGGACGCCUUCUACCCGGAACACUUCCUGGACGAGCAGGGCCGCUUCAAGAAGAAUGAAGCGUUUGUGCCAUUCUCCUCUGGCAAGCGCAUCUGCCUGGGUGAAGCCAUGGCCCGCAUGGAGCUCUUCCUCUACUUCACCUCCAUCCUGCAGAAUUUCUCCCUGCACCCGCUGGUGCCGCCCGUCAACAUUGACAUCACCCCCAAGAUCUCGGGCUUCGGCAACAUUCCUCCAUCCUACGAGCUCUGCCUUGUGGCCCGCUGA
Molecule: messenger RNA, 1485 nt
Organism: Ochotona curzoniae (black-lipped pika)
Lineage: Eukaryota; Metazoa; Chordata; Mammalia; Lagomorpha; Ochotonidae
Product: cytochrome P450 2G1
Exons: 9
Coding region: 1-1485 (494 amino acids)
Biological process (GO): xenobiotic metabolic process
Cellular component (GO): intracellular membrane-bounded organelle; cytoplasm
Molecular function (GO): oxidoreductase activity, acting on paired donors, with incorporation or reduction of molecular oxygen, reduced flavin or flavoprotein as one donor, and incorporation of one atom of oxygen; heme binding; iron ion binding
Source: RefSeq, a predicted model, not a curated record